CGAGCGCGACGUAGAGGAAUACUUUUCGACAAGUGUCAUUAAUUCUGAAUAAAGGCCUAGUUAUUGACUGCAUGCGGCUUGAUUUCAUACGUCGCUGAGAUCGGUGCGCAAUGUUUUGCGAUGGACAAGUUGAGGAGGACAGUGCGCUCUAUAACCUGUCUUUCCAGCCAUGACCAUUCAAGAGCACAGUGACUCCAACUCGUGCAAUAGAUGUUUUUCCCUCUCUAACUUUAUUCCUUUUCGUUACACCUGCCAUCCUUCCCCUCUCCUCUCUCAUGCCCUUUUCACUGCAUCUCUCCUCUCUUAUCUCUCCCAUCUCCAUCUCUUUGAAUUUCCUUGCCUCCCAUCCUCUAUCACUCACACUGUCACUCCUGUUCUGUGUCUGAUUUCAUAAUGCUGCGCUUCGGUCUAGCAUUGGACUACCCUUGCACUCUGGGUCUGUUGGUGGGCUUCCAGUUUGCAUUUUUCCUCUGUUUCUCCCUGGGAGGUUUUCGUAACCUAGUGUCUGUUUUGGUUCAUUCCACUGGGCCGGAGUUUGACUACUCUCGACCGCAUGAUGUCUACACCAACCUCAGCUCUCUGCUGCUUCACCACCCAGGACCAAUUGAACGAGAACAGCAGCUCAGAGACUGUGCACUGCCCUCUCCACUGCUGGUGGGUCCUGUUUCUGUCCAUCUCUCCUUGCCCCCCUCCCUGGAGGAGAUAAAAGAGAAGAACACCUUGGUGAAAUUAGGGGGUCAUUACCGCCCACCAGACUGUGAGCCACAGCACCACACAGCCAUCGUGAUCCCCUACAGGAACCGUCAGACCCACCUCCGCGCCCUCCUCUACCAUCUGCACCCCUUCCUGCAGCGCCAGCAGGUCCACUACGGCAUUUACAUUGUGCACCAGACAGGGAAUUCUACAUUUAACCGGGCAAAAUUGCUGAAUGUUGGGGUGCGUGAGGCACUGAAAGAGGAGGACUGGGGCUGUAUUUUCUUGCAUGACGUAGACCUGCUCCCUGAGAAUGACCACAAUACUUACACCUGUCACCCCCAGCACCCUACACAUCACUCUGUGGCUAUGGACAAGUUCAGAUACAGGCUUCCAUACUCUCAGUACUUCGGAGGAGUGUCUGCUUUAACCCCGGAGCAGUACCUCAAAAUGAACGGCUUUCCUAACCAUUUCUGGGGCUGGGGAGGAGAAGAUGAUGACAUUGCAGCUCGAGUCCGUCUCUCUGGAAUGAAGAUCCAGUGUCCCCCAAUGUCCAUCGGUCAUUAUAAGAUGAUCAAACAUAAAGAAGAUCAGGGUAAUGAGCAGAACCCUAGAAGGUAUGACUUGCUGAAGCACACAAGACUGAACUGGCGAUCAGAUGGACUGAGCUCACUCACAUAUGAGCUCUUGUCCAAAGAGCUGGAGCCAUUAUACACUAAUUUAUCAGUCGACAUUGGAGAUAAUCAUCAUCAUCCAUCUGUAAAGGCUCCGCUCCCGAAAUCAGAGCCUCAAGCCACACCCAUUAAUUAAAAACAAGGCUGGAAAAGUGGGUGUGGUCAUCACAAAUGCUUCAAAAUUAGAACCCGCCCAUUUGAAGGCCAAUAACCAAAGUUCAAAUGUUCAUUCGAAUGCUCCUGUAAAAUAAGAAAUAGGAUGAUAUUGAU
Molecule: messenger RNA, 1637 nt
Organism: Xyrauchen texanus (razorback sucker)
Lineage: Eukaryota; Metazoa; Chordata; Actinopteri; Cypriniformes; Catostomidae
Product: beta-1,4-galactosyltransferase 3-like
Biological process (GO): galactosylceramide biosynthetic process; carbohydrate metabolic process
Molecular function (GO): glycosyltransferase activity
Source: RefSeq, a predicted model, not a curated record